AUGGUGAUUGGUAGAUGUUAUGAACAACAAGAACCAUUAUUUCUACAACCGUGUAAUUCAACUUUAUUUGGGAUUUACAAAGUAUCUAAAUUAGGUGCUCUUCGAGCAUUUUAUAUUGAUGAUAUUAAAGAAAAACUUGUUCGUCUUGGAUUGUUGUGUUAUUUGUUGACGCUAAUGUUAUUCAACAUGUGCCUAAAAUAUGGCUUAAAAAAGUUCAAGAUAAGAAGGCAGCUGUAUCUCAAAAAAAAACAAUUAUGUUGGUUCCCCUUUACUAAAGCCGAUUUUCCAAAUACAAAAGUGCAUUUCAAAACCGACCAAAUACAUAAAAUGAUACGUAAAUGUUAUGUUCCAAAUAAUACAGAUGGCACAUGGUUUAAAUGUGAACAGAUUGCUGGUCCUUUUGAUAGUGAAAUGCGUUCUAGAAUGAUUGCAAAAGCAUGGUCUGAUGAAAGCCAGAGCUGUGAUGCAUCAGAAGAUUCAACUAGUGAUGAUAACAAUACUGUUAAAAAUGGAAGAGGUAUUCGCCAUAAAAAGAAGCCAAAAUGUUAUUCACCACCCACAUUUAAACUAAAAGCAAUGCCAGUUAAAACUUUUACUGAUCACGAUAAACAACCAAUACUUAUAAAAACACCCAGCCCGCCCAGUACACCAUUAGCUGAUCAUAGCAAUACAAAAAAGGUUAAACAUCACGCAAAAUAUGUAAAAUCAGUUACCAUCAAUGCAAAUGAACCAAAUAUGUCAUUAACCACAUCAACCAAGAAUGAUGAUUUGGAUGAAAAAUUAUUAAAUAACAUGAUACAUGAUGAGAGUGCUUUAGAUAUAUUUUUAAAUAAGAAUGAACCCUCAAAUGAAAUCAAUGAUGUACACAAUACAGAGGAAGAGUUGCAAACAAGAAAUUAUAAUAACUAUAUACAAGGUGAAACUGUAAAAGAAAAUCUAUUAAAUAUUCCAGAAACAGAUGUUUAUCAGAAUAUUGAGAACAAUUCUAACCAAAAUAUGGAUUUUAUUUAUGCCGAUGCCAUGCAGCUUAAUGAUGAUAAUUUUGAUAUGCAUAAUAAUGAUAAUACAGUGGGAACACCAGUUAACAAUGUUUUUGAUAUAGACGAAGUCAGUAUAAAUUCAUUAAAUGAUGAUGAGAUAACUAACAAUAACAUGCAUUUAUCAGUUGAAAAAGAACAAUACUCUUGUUGUUGUGAUGCUGUAGAAAAAUUAAAAAAAAAUAAUACAAAGUAA
Acyrthosiphon pisum (pea aphid) is the source of this 1233-nucleotide messenger RNA. RefSeq names its product GATA zinc finger domain-containing protein 4-like. The coding region runs from base 1 to 1233 and encodes 410 amino acids. Lineage: Eukaryota; Metazoa; Arthropoda; Insecta; Hemiptera; Aphididae. The transcript has 9 exons. The record is from RefSeq and is a predicted model, not a curated record.